Puccinia triticina is the source of this 861-nucleotide messenger RNA. RefSeq lists its product as uncharacterized. Gene Ontology annotation, cellular component: mitochondrial small ribosomal subunit. Gene Ontology annotation, molecular function: structural constituent of ribosome. The record is from RefSeq and is a predicted model, not a curated record. The transcript is spliced from 2 exons. The coding region runs from base 1 to 861 and encodes 286 amino acids. NCBI's taxonomy places the organism in Eukaryota, Fungi, Basidiomycota, Pucciniomycetes, Pucciniales, Pucciniaceae.
AUGCCUCGUCACCACCCGAUUCUAGUUCAUAAACAAAUUUCAGCCCAUUUGCAAGCUGGCCUGUUAAAACAACCACCCCGCUCGUACCCGGCUCUAGUGAACUUCCCACCCAAUCCGACGCCACACCCGAACCAAAAAAAGAAGAACUUAGAGCCGAUCAAGUUUGUCGUCAGGGACAGGCUCCGCAAGGCUUUCUUCAGGGACCAUCCUUUCGAAGCCUAUCGACCCGUCAGCCUCGUCGAAGAAUCCGCCGAGCACCUCUUAUCUAAAGUCCAUCGGGAUCUUUCCGCCUGUGAUCGAUUGGAUCAAAUCAGUUGUAAACCAUCUGCUGAAGACUGCAUCGCAUUCGCAGAGCGUUUACACUAUGACAGAGGCUACAACCUGAACCAGGCCUAUAAGAUCGCAGUCAGCGAAUUCCGGACUUUACGGUUUGAGGAGCAAAUCCGGGCGAGUUUCGCCCGACAAGAGGCUGAGUAUUACAGUACACCGCUUGAAGGAGAACUAGACGAGGCGAGCCAAGUUCAGCCAGAGACUAAGACGAAGGAUGAUCAAGUGUGGGGAAGAGACCUGAUCAAACGCUCGCUCGAGAUCCAGGACCGCUUCAUCAUACAAUCUAAUGCCAAUUCUACUCGCAAAACUCUCGACCGUUCGGCCACUCGCUCCGCUCCCUCCUCCUCCUCCUCCUCGCCCUCGCCAAAACCGACGGAUAGUCCAAUCAAUCAUAACAAUCGACUGAUCGGAUCACGUGUCAAGAACUCCAAUCAUCUCGGAAUCCAAGAUCAUCUCAAGUUCAACCAGCUCAUCAACUCAGAAAUCCUCAAGAAAUCCAAACGAUUAUCCGCUCUUUCUCAAACUCCUUAG